Molecule: messenger RNA, 1489 nt
Organism: Odocoileus virginianus texanus
Lineage: Eukaryota; Metazoa; Chordata; Mammalia; Artiodactyla; Cervidae
Gene: SERPINB7
Product: serpin family B member 7
Biological process (GO): negative regulation of endopeptidase activity
Molecular function (GO): serine-type endopeptidase inhibitor activity
Source: RefSeq, a predicted model, not a curated record
CUAACUUCCUCUAUGAAGAGAGUAAGCCUGUGCUCCGUUUCACCAUGGCCCUCCUCGCUGCCGCAGACGCAGACUUUUGCUUCAACCUGUUCAGAGAGAUGGACAGCAAUCAAGGAAGUGAAAAUGUGUUCUUUUCCUCUCUGAGCCUCUUCACUGCCCUGGCCCUGGUUCGUUUGGGGGCAAGGGGUGACUGUGCUUCUCAGAUCGAUAAGGUGCUUCACUUUAAUACCUUCUCAAGACCUGGGAACUCUGCUGAUACUCAGCCAGGACUCCAAUCUCAACUGAAAAGAGUUCUGUCUGAUAUAAACACAUCCCACAAGGAUUAUGAACUCAGCAUUGCAAAUGGACUUUUUGCAGAAAAAGUAUUUGAUAUUCGAAAGGACUAUAUUGAGUGUGCUAAGAAAUUAUAUAAUGCCAAAGUGGAAAGAGUUGACUUUACAAAUGAUGUGGAAGACACCAGAUAUAAAAUUAACAAAUGGAUUGAAAACGAGACCCAUGGCAAAAUCAGGGAUGUCUUUCAUGAAGGUACCAUAAGCUCAUCUGCUGUGAUGGUGCUGGUGAACGCUGUGUACUUCAAAGGCAAGUGGGAGUCAGCCUUCACCAAGAGCCAGACCCAAAAUUGCCAUUUCAGAUCCCCCAAGUGUCCUGGGAAAGCAGUGGCCAUGAUGCAUCAAGAACGGAAGUUCAAUUUGUCUGUCAUUAAAGAUCCAUCCAUGCAGGUUCUUGAGCUCAGAUAUCAUGGUGGUAUAAGCAUGUACAUAAUGCUGCCGGAUAAUGACCUAUCCCAAAUUGAAAACAAACUGACUUUUCAGAAUCUAAUGGACUGGACCAAUCCAAGAAAAAUGAAAUCUCAGUAUGUCGAAGUGUUUCUACCUCAGUUCAAGAUAGAGAAGAAUUAUGAAAUCAAGCACUACUUAGAAGCCCUAGGGCUGAGAGAUAUCUUUGAUGAAUCCAGAGCUGAUCUCUCUGGUAUAGCUGCAGGAGGCCGUCUGUAUGUAUCAAAACUGAUGCACAAGUCUUACAUAGAGGUGACUGAGGAGGGCACAGAGGCCACCGCUGUCACAGGAAGCAACAUCGUAGAAAAGCAGCUGCCUGAGUCGAGUGUGUUCCGAGCUGAUCACCCAUUCCUAUUUAUAAUCAGGAAGGAUGACAUCAUCUUGUUCAGUGGCAAAGUCUCUUGCCCUUGAAACUACAACUGGUUUUUAUUAGAACAGAAGCAACAACAUCAAGGAACCACCACAAGGAAGUAGAUUUAAGUUUAAUUGGAAGCAUGUGAUGAUUCUUCUAGGUUUACUUCCUUCUAACAUUGAUCAGCGGAAGAUUUGGGUGACUUGAUUUGACCUGGUUGAUUGUCCUGAUCUUGCUCUUAGCAUUUCUACCACCAUCAGGCCCACCUCUUUCUAAUUUCAUUGUCUUUCUAUCCACACUGAUUUCUACCAGUCUUCACCAUAGCCACUUGCACAAAGAUCUGGGUAUACUAUCUGGGAAC